Messenger RNA from Salvelinus sp. IW2-2015, 2429 nucleotides. Its product is annotated as ribosomal protein S6 kinase beta-1. NCBI's taxonomy places the organism in Eukaryota, Metazoa, Chordata, Actinopteri, Salmoniformes, Salmonidae. The record is from RefSeq and is a predicted model, not a curated record. Gene Ontology annotation, molecular function: protein serine/threonine kinase activity; ATP binding. Gene Ontology annotation, biological process: peptidyl-serine phosphorylation; signal transduction.
GUGGUGCGCAUGCUCUGUUUAGUAGCCGGUUAUGGCGGCGGCGAUGUGUGUUUGUCCAUGAGGCGGAUGAGCGCGAGCUAUUCUCACCGACUGAACCUGAACGAAAGCAUUGAUGGCGGGUGUAUUCGACAUCGAUUUGGAUCAGCCGGAGGAAAAUGUCUCCGACGAUGAGCUCGAGGAGGCUCAGAUCAACGAUUUCAUGGACCAGUGCAGUGGCUUUGAAUUCAAUAUGGACGACUGUGAGAAGAUUGAGAUAUCUGAGGACAACGUCAACCAAGGAAAAGAGAACAUCAGGCCAGAGUGUUUUGAGCUGCUGCGGGUGCUGGGAAAGGGCGGUUAUGGAAAGGUUUUUCAAGUUCGAAAAGUUGCUGGAGCAGCAUCAGGGAAGAUAUUUGCCAUGAAGGUUUUAAAGAAGGCUAUGAUUGUACGCAAUGCUAAGGACACGGCCCACACCAAGGCAGAGAGGAACAUCCUGGAGGAAGUGAAGCAUCCUUUCAUCGUGGAUCUCAUCUACGCCUUCCAAACGGGGGGCAAGCUGUACCUCAUCCUGGAGUACCUCAGUGGUGGAGAGCUGUUUAUGCAACUAGAAAGAGAAGGGAUUUUUAUGGAAGACACAGCCUGCUUUUACCUGGCAGAAAUUUCCAUGGCUCUGGGCCAUCUGCACCAGAAAGGCAUCAUCUAUAGAGACCUGAAGCCUGAAAACAUAAUGCUUAACAACCAAGGCCAUGUGAAACUGACUGACUUUGGGCUGUGUAAAGAGUCCAUUCACGGCGGCACAGUCACCCAUACUUUCUGUGGCACCAUAGAGUACAUGGCUCCAGAGAUCCUGAUGAGAAGUGGACACAACAGAGCAGUGGACUGGUGGAGUCUUGGAGCGCUUAUGUACGACAUGCUGACUGGAGCGCCACCCUUCACUGGUGAAAACAGGAAGAAGACCAUUGACAAAAUCUUAAAAUGCAAGCUGAACCUCCCACCCUACCUCACACAAGAAGCCAGAGAUCUCCUGAAAAGGCUUCUGAAGAGAAAUGCCUCAUCAAGACUUGGAGCAGGGGCUGGAGAUGCUACAGAGGUGCAGUCUCAUGCCUUCUUCCGACACAUUAACUGGGAAGAGCUCCUGGCCAGGAAAGUGGAGGCUCCAUUCAAGCCUUUCCUGCAAUCUGCUGAAGAUGUGAGCCAGUUUGACUCCAAGUUCACCAGCCAGACACCAGUAGACAGCCCAGACGACUCUACGCUUAGUGAAAGCGCCAACCAAGCCUUUCUGGGCUUUACGUAUGUUGCUCCAUCAGUACUGGAAAAUGUAAAGGAAAAGUUCUCAUUCGAGCCAAAAAUCCGCUCACCCCGACGGUUUUUGGGGAGCCCAAGAACACCAGUCAGCCCUKUCAAGUUCUCUGCCGGUGACGUGUGGCCCCGGGGCCCAUUGAUGCCCGGCGGAUCCUCUCUAUGUCUCCAGUCGCCACAGGAGCAGGUAAUGUAUGUGUCAACCKCAGAACAGAUGGAUGUGCAGUCCAGCUCUGAGGCCUCAGCCCCCCUACCCAUCCGCCAGCCUACGGGGGCCAACCUGUCCCAGUUCAAACAACAGGCCUACCCCGUCAUGGCCAAGAGGCCCGAGCAUUUACGCAUGAACCUAUGACCAGCAGCUCAUCUUAGAGGACUUUUUUUCUUUGUUGAUAAUUACUCUUUAUUUUUUAAGAUAAGGACACUAGAGACAAUGAAAAUCUAAAUUUCACUUCUACACACACAAUCACUACCUGAAGUCUCCCCAAGGCUGUAACCUCCAGUGUGCUGCAGCUGAGCUCGGCAGACGAGGCCACUCCCUCAGGUCCCCUUGACCUCUGCAGCCUGACCCCUAACAGGACUGGACCAGCGGGACGGGGCAUCACUAUGGAUAUUUAACUUUUUUUAUUACUCCAUCCUACCACAAAAAAAGGAAUGAGAUAAAACGUAUCAAAUGUGACCCAUCACAAUUCACACUAACGUGCAGUAUAUAAAACAUKAUCCAAAGUCCUUCAUGUUAGAUGAUUGACUGCUGAUGAGGAAUGAAUUGCUUCCACUGAACACUUGGGAGAUUUGACAGUAUUUCUUGAAGGUUGCUUCCUGGCUCAGGAUGAAAUCAUACAAAUUAUUGUUAUUUGAAAACAAAUGAUUGGGAGGGGUAUCAAUAAGCUGAGGUUCUGAACAUAGCUUUAUGUCUUAAGUAUUUUACAAAACGGAUGCAUCUACUGUGCUAUAUCAAUGAUGGAUCAAUUCAUGAGGGCCUCAAUAAAAAUACAUGUUUACUUUUUACAUUUUGAAUUACUAGCUGAAUGUGGACUUUUGGUUAUUACAUUUGUAUUAUUGUACUGAUAGAGAAGAGAAUGUUGUUGGGUAAGAACUAAAUGAGUACAUGCACAUUCUCUAAUAUUAAACAAUAUGCACCACACUAAAAUGAA